AGGGAGCGAGCGAGCGAGCGAGGGCGGACCCGAGGCGCCGAGAGGCAGCCCUGCUCGACGGGCAGUCACUUUUCGGAGCGGCGCUCUUGGCCUCGGAGCGCCGAGCGAGCGGGAGGGACCCUUCGGGUUCGUAGAGGUGCUGUGAAUUAUGGCUCCCUUCUUACGGAUAUCGUUUAACUCUUUUGAGCUUGGACCAGUAAAAAAUCAAGGAGAACAACUACAGCCAUUCUGUUCAAUAAAAAUGAAAGAGGCUUUAACCACAGAGAGAGGUAAAACUCUGAUUCAAAAGAAACCCACUAUGUACCCAGACUGGAAAACUUCCUUCGAUGCCCAUAUCUAUGAGGGACGUGUCAUUCAGAUAGUCCUCAUGAAGGCUGCAGAAGAGCCAAUGUCUGAGGUGACUGUAGGAGUAUCUGUUUUGGCUGAAAGAUGCAAGAAAGGCAAUGGAAAAGCAGAAUUCUGGCUUGAUUUACAACCUCAAGGGAAAGUACUGAUGGCUGUACAAUACUUUCUUGAAGAUGGAGAUUGCAAGCAGUCAAUGAGGGAAGACGAGGGAACCGUGACUAUAAACAGAAGAGGCGCAAUCAAACAGGCAAAGAUCCACUACAUCAAAAACCAUGAGUUUAUUGCCACCUUCUUUGGGCAACCUACAUUUUGUUCUGUCUGCAAAGACUUUGUCUGGGGACUAAACAAGCAGGGAUACAAAUGUAGACAAUGCAAUGCUGCUAUUCACAAAAAAUGCAUUGAUAAAAUAAUUGGCAGAUGUACUGGUACUGCAGCAAACAGCAGAGACACAAUGUUUCAGAAGGAGCGCUUCCACAUCGAUAUGCCUCACAGAUUUAAAGUUUACAACUACAUGAGUCCUACUUUCUGUGAUCAUUGUGGUAGUCUUCUCUGGGGACUAGUUAAACAAGGAUUAAAAUGUGAAGAAUGUGGAAUGAAUGUGCACCACAAAUGUCAAAAGAAAGUGGCAAAUCUCUGUGGAAUCAAUCAGAAACUAUUGGCAGAAGCUUUAACUCAAGUUAGUCAGAAAUCUUCCAGAAAAUCUGAUUCCGGGUCAGUAGAAAGUGUUGGCAUUUACCAGGAUUUUGAUAAGAAACCUAAAUCCUUGGGUGGAGAUACAACAGAUAAUAGUGAAUAUGAUAGGCUGUGGGAGGGAAGAUCACUAUCACGGCCGUCCAGGAGAAAAUUCAACAUAGACAGUUUUAUUUUCCACAAAGUUCUUGGGAAAGGAAGCUUUGGAAAGGUGCUGCUUGCUGAGCUGAAAGGGAAGAAUGAAUUUUUCGCAGUAAAAGCUUUGAAAAAGGACGUAGUGCUAAUUGAUGAUGACGUGGAAUGUACUAUGGUGGAAAAGCGGGUCUUAACACUUGCCUGGGAAAAUCCCUUUCUUACCCACUUAUAUUGCACUUUUCAGACUAAGGACCAUCUGUGGAAGAAGAUGGAGUUUCUUAGAGGUGGAGAUCUGAUGUACCACAUACAAGACAAAGGCCGUUUUGAACUCUCCAGAGCGACAUUUUAUGGAGCUGAAAUACUGUGUGGCUUACAGUUUCUUCACAGUAAAGGCAUUAUUUACAGAGACCUGAAACUAGACAAUGUGAUGCUUGAUAAAGAAGGACACAUCAAAAUAACUGAUUUUGGGAUGUGCAAAGAAAAUGUGUUUGGAGAGAACAAGGCAACAACUUUCUGUGGUACUCCAGACUACAUAGCACCUGAAAUUUUGCAAGGCCUGAAGUAUACCUUUUCUGUGGACUGGUGGUCAUUUGGAGUCUUGUUGUAUGAGAUGCUUAUUGGACAGUCGCCUUUCCAUGGUGAUGAUGAAGACGAGCUGUUUGAGUCAAUCCGAGUGGACACCCCUCAUUACCCACGCUGGAUUACCAAGGAAUCUAAGGAUAUACUAGAAAAGUUGUUUGAAAGGGAUCCAACAAAGCGACUGGGAAUAACUGGAAACAUCAGAGACCACCCUUUCUUCAAAGCAAUCAAUUGGUCAUUACUGGAGAAGAGGGAGCUGGAGCCACCCUUCAAACCCAAAGUGAAAUCAGCAAAUGACUACAGCAACUUUGACAGAGAAUUUUUGAAUGAGAAGCCUCGACUUUCAUACAGUGACAAAAAUUUAAUAGACUCAAUGGAUCAGUCUGCAUUUGCUGGGUUCUCCUUUAUCAACCCAAUGUUUGAAAAAAUCCUGGAGAAAUAGCUCAUCAAAAGACAACACGCCUUUGAGGUACGGCUGUGUAUGGAUUGCCUUCAAGCACCUCCUGUUUGAAAUGUGAUGAAAGGACACUGUCAUCUCUUUGCCUUCAUUCUGAACACUCAGUAGUGACAAAUUAUGUUGUCCUGCCAAUUCUUUUACAGAUGGUAGUAGAUUCAUCUUGCAUGAUUGAGUUUUAAAUAUCCUUGUAAAUCAUUCGUGUGACUCUUAAGCAGUAAGGAAAAUGUAAAUUGUUUGUAUGUUUGUUUGAAUAUAGUUAUCUGUUGUGGGUAAAUACGUAUAUGUAUAUGCUGUAUAUUUUGCUCUGGAGGUAAAAGAUGGGUUGCAAGGGUAUCUUUUAAAUACAGUGAAAGAGUUAGCCACUUUUAUAUCAAGUGAAAUAACUUGAAUUUUAUUCAGUUGAUUCUGAGCUUCAAGUAUUGCUAUUUUUAAUUGGUAAGUGCCAUCAAUUGAAGUGUUGUAUAAAGCCUUAUUCUAACCUGUUUACAACUUUUUCAGUAGUAUGUUUUUUGUUGCUCAUGAAUGAACGCACAUUAAAGAAAAUGAGAAGUACUGUAGCUGAUACAAAACAUGCCUUUUCUUGAUUUGUGUACUCAGACCACACUCCAAACCUCAUCCACAACCCCUAGAGAUGCAAGUCCUAUUAAUUCCAGUAGGGCUUUCUUCUGAGCAAAUACACAGAAACAGGCUGCACAUCUUUAUGGUCUCAGGAGGUGGUGAGCACUCCAGCAGUGGGGACAUUCAAGAUAAAGUUUUACAAGCAUCUGUCAGUUAAAGCUGACCUUGGACUCUUGCAUUGAGUAGGGGGUGGGUUGGACUCAACCACCUUUUAGGUCCCUUUCAGUUCCAUUAGUCUAUUAUUCUAAGUUGACAGGUACCUGAGGAACAUCUUGUUGUGUUACGUGACCAUGACAUCUAAUCUGAGGAUAGCUGCUGCUUUGAAUCUAAUCCUAGUUUCUGUGCAGGCUAAAUUCGAUUCAGCCCACUUUCAACACAGACAUCAACAAGAAUUGUUUUCUUUAAAAAUAUUUAAACGCAUAUCAUCUGGCAUCUACUCAUUCCUACCUGUUAUUUUAAAGAACAAGUGUUAAAGUGAAAAGAAGAACCUGUAGCACACAUAGAAUUGUGAAACUUAGAGGAGAUUGUGCAUGGAGAUGGAAGAGGAACGCUGCUAAAUUUGACAUUCAUCCAGGAUUGCUUGUUGUCAUUUUAAACUGCCUCCAAUUUAUAGCAACCCUGUGAAUGUGUGAACCUCCAGACCGUCCUUUUCCUCAGCAGCCCUACUCAGCCCUUUUAAACUUAGUACUGUGGCUUCUUUCAGGGAGUCAAUCCAUCUCACAUUUGAUCUUCUUUUCCUGACACCUUCAGGUUUUCCCAGCACUUUCUUUGGUGUAAUAUUUACUUUCUCAGAUGCAUGGGUAUCACUGCAAGUAGAUACCUUUCUACACGAGUCAGUUUCAUUUUCCCAAUGAAAACUGAGAAACACUUAUUGGGCAUACAUGAGUAAGUCUUGUUAAGACUGCUAAGUAUACCAACCUCUUAUUUUUUAUCUGAACCAGUAAUCUGACAUUUUUGCCAAGUGAAUUUCUUCAAAAGUUUUGGCUCCAAACUGCCUGAAAGUAACAGGUUUGGUCUCUUUUCUAAGUGAAAUGAUGUUAAUAUUGUGAAUCUUUAAGAUGUACAGAAUGUUUAGACCUGAGCAUAUUUCAAUGUGAAAAUGUCCAGACACCCAUCUGCUUUUCUGUGGUAUCUAUCACUAUCCCUACUGAGUUGCAUGACUGUCAGACAUGGUUAACUUCCAACACACUAGAAAGACAUGUCUUCUUCAUGUGCCAGGUUUCAUAGGUUACUAAAAAUAUUUAUUCUCUGGAUACUGACAGCAGACACUUUGGCUGGAAAAGCAGACAACAUAAUACUUCCGAAGACUUAUAUUUGCAUAGGCUGGAAUACAAGUUUCCACUUCUACACAUACCCUAUAUAUUUGUAAAUGAAUUUUUUGGAACUUUAGAAAUAGUGUACUCAAUUAAGCAAAUGUUUUGCUAGUUUACAUGUUAUGAGUCUUACAGGACCUGUCAGAAGAUCAGACGCAGUUAGGAACUUUAAGAGAACUUCAGAAAGCCAGCUGGCCAGAAAUAACUGGCCAUAAGGCUUUUGGUUUCUCCAGGUACUGUCAGAAUCUUCCACUUUUUCUGAGAUAAACCAUUGACAUCAGGCCACAUCUAGUGGUGCAUCUAAGAACAACGUAUUAUUAACAAAUUCAUUUCCUGUUGCAGUGUUAUUUCUUUCAUCCAAUUUUUCCAAUCUUUUUAGCACUAAUAAAGCAUUAAUACAGCAAUUAUA
Molecule: messenger RNA, 4546 nt
Organism: Pogona vitticeps (central bearded dragon)
Lineage: Eukaryota; Metazoa; Chordata; Lepidosauria; Squamata; Agamidae
Gene: PRKCD
Product: protein kinase C delta
Biological process (GO): protein phosphorylation
Molecular function (GO): ATP binding; diacylglycerol-dependent serine/threonine kinase activity
Source: RefSeq, a predicted model, not a curated record